UUCAGCCUAUCAGAUUUCACCACGACUGUAGAAAUAGAUUGGAAGCGGAACUCCUUUUUUUAUAUUUGAGAACUGACAGGGAUAGAAAGACCUAAAUAAACCUUACGUUUCUUUGAAGCUACCCCAAUAUUUUUGAAGUCUAUAAGGAUAAAUAAUAUGGUCGUGGGGACAGCGGGACAUAAAGUCCUCUUGAUAUCUGGGCAACAGAAUGGCUCUUCUAGCUCAACACAGGGCUACAGCCGGUCAAUUUCUGUCGUUUUGCCGUCGCAAAACCAAGCGAAUUCGUCAGAUUCCGACUCAAAUUCGACAACUGGGCCACCCCUGCGAAAAAGACAGAGACUCACUCAUUUGAGCCCAGAAGAAAAGCAACUUCGCAGGAAACUCAAGAACAGAGUUGCAGCCCAAACGGCCAGAGACAGAAAAAAAGCCAAAAUGGGUGAGCUGGAAGAGCAAGUUCUGGUGAUGGAACUGGAGAACCAGAAACUUCAUGUUGAAAACAGGCUGUUACGGCAAAAGAUGUGCGGUAUGGUGAACGAGAACAAGGAACUGAGACAGAGGCUGGGGUUGGACACCCUUGAGGCCAAAGAGAAUGCUCAGGUGUUGGAGUCCAAUGGGAUUGAUGCAGUUUUGGGGAUCGGGUCUUCUGAGUCUGCAGUACUCAGGCUAUGUGUGUCUGCAGCAGGUGCAGGCCCAGCAAUUCUCAAAUCUGAAGAUUUCCCAAUGGAUACAGAUAGUCUUGACUCUACAGACUCUGAGUCUGAUCUCUUGCUGGGCAUUCUUGACAUCCUUCACCCAGAGCUGUUCCUCAGGGAGUGUGGUGAGCAGGAGAUCCAGGAGCAGGCGGUGCUGCUGGUCGGAGGGGGGGGAGGAGUACCUGCCCCCUCACCUGCAGCUCUGGGGGCCACACCAGUUAAGCUGGAGGCCCUUAAUGAACUGAUCCACUUUGACCACAUCUACACCAAGCCUGUGGAGGUGGUGUGUGUCCUCGGGCAGCAGGAAGUGAAUCACGAGGAGAGUGUGACAGGGAUGAAGAUGGCUGAGGUCUUCUCUGUGGCUGACGAGGUAGACGUGUGUGUCAAAGAUGAGCCGGAAGAAGUGGUCAUCAUCCCUAAAAAUCAUGGGGUUCUGGAUGACUUCCUGUCUGUGGCCUCACUGACCUCUGACCUGGCCAUGGGUAGCCUAGAGAAGACUGGUGCCUACCUGAUGGAUGCCUACAGCGACUCCGGAUACGAGCGGUCCCCUUCCCCCAUCAGCGACAUGUCAUCCCCCCUCUGCUCAGAGGGGUCCUGGGAUGAUGUGUUUGCCAACGAACUGUUCCCCCAGUUGAUCAGUGUCUGAUCUGAUUCUGAACAUCCCAUUGGUAUCCCACAUCCCAUUAAUCAAUGAUCCAACCUAUUAUGAACUCACUGCUAUUUAGUGUAGUGUUAAGUGAAUACAGUACAUUAUGCUUUAUAUUGAUAGGCUGUCCCAGCAGUGCCGAUUACCAAUGGCUAAACAGCAUAAACUGAUCGGAGACAAGGCUAGCUAGCAUGUACCUCAUCUUGGGGGUUCAAACCAAAGUUAAUCUCCUUUUACAGGUCUACGAUUUUGCGAUCCUGCAUUGGCUUGUGGGAGAUGCAGUUAUUGACACCUUAAUUUGCCGUCACUAAUUGACAGCUAGUGGAUUUGUAAGGUUGCUUUAAAUCUUUCCACUCAUUGUUGGAGUUAAGGAGAAAUCCAAUGGGUGAAAUAUCCAGUAUUUCUUUAAGUUAUAUUUCCCUGGGGGACUGGGACUGACUGUUUUAAAAAGACAAAUGUAUUUAUUUGUGUAUUCUGCUCCGGAGUCUUCUGUAUGUAAUCUGUUUCCGUAUGUAUAAAGGCCUUUACCUCCUGUAUAAUUUUGUUAAACACUCUCCUUGUAGAUCAAAAUUACUGCAUUAAAAAAAAACUUUGCAUUGCA
Molecule: messenger RNA, 1939 nt
Organism: Oncorhynchus mykiss (rainbow trout)
Lineage: Eukaryota; Metazoa; Chordata; Actinopteri; Salmoniformes; Salmonidae
Gene: xbp1
Product: X-box binding protein 1
Biological process (GO): regulation of DNA-templated transcription
Cellular component (GO): nucleus
Molecular function (GO): DNA-binding transcription factor activity, RNA polymerase II-specific; RNA polymerase II transcription regulatory region sequence-specific DNA binding
Source: RefSeq, a predicted model, not a curated record